Danaus chrysippus (African queen) is the source of this 552-nucleotide messenger RNA. Lineage: Eukaryota; Metazoa; Arthropoda; Insecta; Lepidoptera; Nymphalidae. The record is from the annotation of a GenBank genome assembly.
AUGGGUGAAGAAGUGAUUAAAGUCUUAACGGUACAAAGAAAUAGUCAUUUCAACACUAAUUUAAAUGACAUGAACAUAUAUGGAACAGUUGAAAAGAUGGAGAACAACACUUAUAUAUCAGGUUCUAGUCGUCAGUCUUCAAGUACCCAAACACUAACGGAAUUUGGCGAUCCUGGACAAGAAAGGGUGUCCUAUGUCAGAUCAGAUUAUUCCAAUUACCAAGGACAACCAAAUGAAAAGAAGACAAUCACCCAAGAACCGAAGAGCGUAUGGAGUUCAAAUACUUUUCUUUCUGGCAACAAUUUUGACAGUGCUCCUGAUAAGAACGUACGGUAUGGAUACGCAGAGGAGAGCAAUCAAGUUUAUAAAUUACAAAGCGGUAAUAACCAGACCCAACCGAAUAAUAUAGGACUAAAACUGGUAUCUAUAUUGACAAACAGCAAUCAAGCCAGCGGAGGUAAGGCACAUGAUAAAUGCGGUAUAAAAACCGCAAGAGGGCAUUCAGCCAAACAAGGUAUGGUAAAGAGUUAUAGUUACCAACUUAUAUGGUAA